Symbiodinium sp. CCMP2592 is the source of this 216-nucleotide messenger RNA. NCBI's taxonomy places the organism in Eukaryota, Dinophyceae, Suessiales, Symbiodiniaceae. The record is from the annotation of a GenBank genome assembly.
AUGGGCUGUACCGCAAGCACCGUCGUUGAAAGCGCCCAGACGGCAGUCUUUCAGGAUGAAGAUGGAGUUACCACUCCUGAAGUGCACUUCAAGGAGCGGAGUCACAGCUUUCACUCCAUGGACGACCGGACGAAUCCCGCCACAGCUGCCCAUGCCAGUGCACCAAUCAAAUUCACUCACAAACACUGGGUGACUCGGUUCUCGUUAUUGGGUUGA